Rattus norvegicus (Norway rat) is the source of this 11012-nucleotide messenger RNA. NCBI's taxonomy places the organism in Eukaryota, Metazoa, Chordata, Mammalia, Rodentia, Muridae. The record is from RefSeq and is a predicted model, not a curated record.
ACCCUGCAAGCAACAUCAGUCUCCAUCCCUACUGUUCCUCUGGUGAACCAGGUUAACUUGAAUUUGCACCAAGAUGCCUAAACUCCUGCAAGGCAUUGUCACUGUCAUCGAUGUUUUCUACAAUUAUGCCACUGAAUAUGGGAACUGUGACAUGUUGAGCAAAAAAGAGAUGAAAGAACUUCUGGAAACUGAGUUUCGCCAAAUUUUAAAGAAUCCAGAUGAUCCAGAUACCGUAGAUAUCAUCAUGCAAAGUCUGGAUCGAGAUCAUAACCACAAAGUGGAUUUUACUGAGUAUCUUAUAAUGAUACUCAGGCUGGCUAAGGCUUGUAAUAAAAUUAUUGGCAAGGAUUACUGCCAAGCUUCAGGGUCAAAGCAAAAAGAUCACAGUCGCCAGCACCAAGAGGAACAGAGUGAAAAAGAAACAGAAAACGAAGAGGAAGAAGCCUCUUCAAGUUAUUCAAGUUCUAGUGCAGGAGAGAAUGACUCUUAUUACAAAAGCUCAAGAGGAAACAAAAAAUACAAAUCCAGAAAACCAAGACAAGGGAAGGAACAAAGUUCUGAACAAAGCACAAAAUCAAAUUCAAGUGAUUUCAAAAAUAAUGAGGAUUAUGAAAAAGACCAGCAUGGAUCAGGAUUUUCCUACUCAUCUAGCAACAGCAGAUCUAGAUCAAGGAAAGAUUCUGGUAUUCCUCAACAUGGCUCUGAAUCAAGACAAUCCUCUACCUCCAGUAAACAAGGAUGUGGUGAAUGCCAGUCAUCUGGUAAAGGAAAACAAACUGCAUCAACGCAAGGAUCAUCAUCAGGUUCUGCUUCAGGUCAGUCAACCAGUAAACAAGAAUCAGGAAAAAGUCAGUCAACAAGCAAUACAAAAAACAGGUCUAGCACGAGAGGGACGACUGGCUCCCAAGAAUAUAGCUCUGGUUCAGAAGAAGAAUCUGGCUUUAGUCAAUGUGGAUCUGGGGAACGACCAUCUUCAAACACUGGAAAAAAAGGUUCCUUUCCUGCAGAAUUAGCAGGUAGCAACCAGGAUAAUACUGGCUUUAGUAAGGGAUCAAGCUCAGGACAGACUACCAAUACCUGUGAGCAUGGCUCUCAGUAUGGUCAUUCUUCAAGUUACGAGACUUACAAGUCCAAAUCAGGACAAAGUUCUAACUCCAAACGACAGGGAUCAGGACAAGGUGGGUCCUCAGGGUCUGGACAAUAUGGUUCUUCAUCGGGACAGUCUCCGGGCUGUGAGUCAGGUCAGUCCACUGGCUAUGGAGAACAAAGGUCAGGAAAAAGUCAGUCAUCUAGACACAGACGAGGCAGGUCCACCUCAAGGGAGUCUAACGGAUCCCAAGACUAUGGAUCCAGCUCAAGAGAAUCUUCUGGCUUUAGUCAGCGUGGAUCUGGGCAUGGUCAAUCUUCUCGGGGUAGAAAAAGUGGUUCUUUCUCUGGACAGUCAGCAGGCAGUCAACAACAUCAAUCUGGCUCUAGGCAUGGAUCUCGCUCAGGUCACUCUCCCACCUCUGGUCAGCAAGGCUCUCAUUAUGGUCAGUCUUCCAGUUAUGGCACACACAACUCAGGGUCAAGCCAGUCGUCCAGCCAGAGGACACAUGGCUCUGGUUCAGGGCGGUCAUCUGGUUUAGGUGAAUACGGCUCCUCAUCAGGACAAACUUCUAACUCCCAGAGACAGGGUUCUGGACAAGGUGUGUCCUCUGGGUCAGGACGAUAUGGUUCUUCCUCAGGACAGUCUUCAGGCUGUGGGUCAGGUCAGUCCACUGGCUAUGGAGAACAAGGGUCAGGAAAAAGUCAGUCAUCUAGCCACAGGCGAGGCAGGUCUACCUCCAGGGAGUCUUCUACCUCUCAACAGUAUGGAUCUGGCUCAGGAGAAUCUUCUGGAUUUAGUCAACGUGGAUCGGCUCGGGGUCAAUCUUCUCAUAGUGGACAACAUGGUUCUUUCUCUGGACAGUCAGCAGGCAGUCAAGACCAUGGAUCUUGCUGCGGUCAGUCUUCUGGAUAUGGUCAAAAUGAAUAUGGCUCAGGUCAGUCACCCACGUCUGGGCAGCAAGGCUCUCAUUACAGUCAGUCUUCCAGUUAUGGCACACACAACUCGGGAUCAAGCCAGUCAUCCAGCCAGAGGACACAUGGCUCUGGUUCAGGGCAGUCAUCUGGGUUAGGGCAAUAUGGCUCCACAACAGGACAAACUUCUAGCUCCAAAGGACAGGGUUCUGGAAAAGGUGUGUCCUCUGGGUCAGGACGAUAUGGUUCUUCCUCAGGACAGUCUUCAGGCUGUGGGUCAGGUCAGUCCACUGGCUAUGGAGAACAAGGAUCAGGAAAAAGUCAAUCAUCUGGCCACACUCGAGGCAGGUCCACCUCAAGGGAGUCUAACGGAUCCCAAGAGUAUGGAUCCAGCUCAAGAGAAUCUUCUGGCUUUAGUCAGCAAGGAUCUGGGCAUGGUCAAUCUUCUAGGGGUAGACAAAGUGGUUCUUUCUCUGGACAGUCAGCAGGCAGUCAACAGCAUCAAUCUGGCUCUAGGCAUGGAUCUCACUCAGGUCAGUCUCCCACCUCUGGUCAGCAAGGCUCUCAUUAUGGUCAGUCUUCCAGUUAUGGCACACACAACUCAGGGUCAAGCCAGUCAUCCAGCCAGAGGACACAUGGCUCUGGUUCAAGGCAGUCAUCAGGUUUAGGUGAAUACGGCUCCUCAUCAGGACAAACUUCUAACUCCCAAAGACAGGGUUCUGGACAAGGUGUGUCCUCUGGGUCAGGACGAUAUGGUGCUUCAUCAGGACAGUCUUCAGGCUGUGGGACAGAUCAGUCGAGUAACUAUGGAGAACAAGGGUCAGGAAAAAGUCAGUCAUCUAGCCACAGGCGAGGCAGGUCUACCUCCAGGGAGUCUUCUACCUCUCAACAGUAUGGAUCUGGCUCAGGAGAAUCUUCUGGAUUUAGUCAACGUGGAUCGGCUCGGGGUCAAUCUUCUCAUAGUGGACAACAUGGCUCUUUCUCUGGACAGUCAGCAGGCAGUCAACACCAUGGAGCUUGUUGCGGUCAGUCUUUUGGAUAUGGUCAAAAUGAACAUGGCUCAGGUCAGUCUCCCACGUCUGGGCAGCAAGGCUCUCAUUACAGUCAGUCUUCCAGUUAUGGCACACACAACUCAGGAUCAAGCCAGUCUUCCCGCCAGACUACACAUGGCUCUGGUUCAGGGCAGUCAUCUGGGUUAGGGCAAUACGGCUCCACAACAGGACAAACUUCUAGCUCCGAAGGACAGGGUUCUGGACAAGGUGUGUCCUCAGGGUCUGGACGAUAUGGUUCUUCCUCAGGACAGUCUUCAGGCUGUGGGUCAGGUCAGUCCACUGGCUAUGGAGAACAAGGGUCAGGAAAAAGUCAGUCAUCUAGCCACAGACGAGGCAGGUCCACCUCAAGGGAGUCUUAUGGAUCCCAAGAGCAUGGAUCCGGCUCAAGAGAAUCUUCUGGCUUUAGUCAGCGUGGAUCUGGGCAUGGUCAAUCUUCUCGGGGUAGACAAAGUGGUUCUUUCUCUGGACAGUCAGCAGGCAGUCAACAGCAUCAAUCUGGCUCUAGGCAUGGAUCUCACUCAGGUCAGUCUCCCACCUCUGGUCAGCAAGGCUCUCAUUAUGGUCAGUCUUCCAGUUAUGGCACACACAACUCAGGGUCAAGCCAGUCAUCCAGCCAGAGGACACAUGGCUCUGGUUCAAGGCAGUCAUCAGGUUUAGGUGAAUACGGCUCCUCAUCAGGACAACCUUCUAACACCCAAAGACAGGGUUCUGGACAAGGUGUGUCCUCUGGGUCAGGACGAUAUGGUGCUUCAUCAGGACAGUCUUCAGGCUGUGGGUCAGGUCAGUCCACUGGCUAUGGAGAACAAGGGUCAGGAAAAAGUCAGUCAUCUAGCCACAGGCGAGGCAGGUCUACCUCCAGGGAGUCUUCUACCUCUCAACAGUAUGGAUCUGGCUCAGGAGAAUCUUCUGGAUUUAGUCAACGUGGAUCGGCUCGGGGUCAAUCUUCUCAUAGUGGACAACAUGGCUCUUUCUCUGGACAGUCAGCAGGCAGUCAACACCAUGGAGCUUGUUGCGGUCAGUCUUCUGGAUAUGGUCAAAAUGAACAUGGCUCAGGUCAGUCUCCCACGUCUGGGCAGCAAGGCUCUCAUUACAGUCAGUCUUCCAGUUAUGGCACACACAACUCAGGAUCAAGCCAGUCUUCCCGCCAGACUACACAUGGCUCUGGUUCAGGGCAGUCAUCAGGGUUAGGGCAAUACGGCUCCACAACAGGACAAACUUCUAGCUCCAAAGGACAGGGUUCUGGACAAGGUGUGUCCUCAGGGUCUGGACGAUAUGGUUCUUCCUCAGGACAGUCUUCAGGCUGUGGGUCAGGUCAGUCCACUGGCUAUGGAGAACAAGGGUCAGGAAAAAGUCAGUCAUCUAGCCACAGACGAGGCAGGUCCACCUCAAGGGAGUCUUAUGGAUCCCAAGAGCAUGGAUCCGGCUCAAGAGAAUCUUCUGGCUUUAGUCAGCGUGGAUCUGGGCAUGGUCAAUCUUCUCGGGGUAGACAAAGUGGUUCUUUCUCUGGACAGUCAGCAGGCAGUCAACAGCAUCAAUCUGGCUCUAGGCAUGGAUCUCGUUCAGGUCAGUCUCCCACCUCUGGUCAGCAAGGCUCUCAUUAUGGUCAGUCUUCCAGUUAUGGCACACACAACUCAGGGUCAAGCCAGUCGUCCAGCCAGAGGACACAUGGUUCUGGUUCAGGGCAGUCAUCUGGGUUAGGGCAAUAUGGCUCCACAACAGGACAAACUUCUAGUUCCAAAGGACAGGGUUCUGGACAAGGUGUGUCCUCAGGGUCUGGAAGAUAUGGUGCUUCAUCAGGACAGUCUUCAGGCUGUGGGUCAGGUCAGUCCACUGGCUAUGGAGAACAAGGGUCAGGAAAAAGUCAGUCAUCUAGCCACAGACGAGGCAGGUCCACCUCAAGGGAGUCUUAUGGAUCCCAACAGCAUGGAUCCGGCUCAAGAGAAUCUUCUGGCUUUAGUCAGCGAGGAUCUGGGCAUGGUCAAUCUUCUCGGGGUAGAAAAAGUGGUUCUUUCUCUGGACAGUCAGCAGGCAGUCAACAGCAUCAAUCUGGCUCUAGGCAUGGAUCUCGCUCAGGUCAGUCUCCCACCUCUGGUCAGCAAGGCUCUCAUUAUGGUCAGUCUUCCAGUUAUGGCACACACAACUCAGGGUCAAGCCAGUCAUCCAGCCAGAGGACACAUGGCUCUGGUUCAGGGCAUUCAUCAGGUUUAGGUGAAUACGGCUCCACCACAGGACAAACUUCUAGCUCCAAAGGACAGGGUUCUGAACAAGGUGUGUCCUCUGGGUCAGGACGAUAUGGUGCUUCAUCAGGACAGUCUUCAGGCUGUGGGUCAGGUCAGUCCACUGGCUAUGGAGAACAAGGGUCAGGCAAAAGUCAGUCAUCUAGCCACAGGCGAGGCAGGUCUACCUCCAGGGAGUCUUCUACCUCUCAACAGUAUGGAUCUGGCUCAGGAGAAUCUUCUGGAUUUAGUCAACGUGGAUCGGCUCGGUGUCAAUCUUCUCAUAGUGGACAACAUGGUUCUUUCUCUGGACAGUCAGCAGGCAGUCAACACCAUGGAUCUUGUUGCGGUCAGACUUCUGGAUACGGUCAAAAUGAAUAUGGCUCAGGUCAGUCUCCCACGUCUGGGCAGCAAGGCUCUCAUUACAGUCAGUCUUCCAGUUAUGGCACACACAACUCAGGAUCAAGCCAGUCUUCCAGCCAGAGGACACAUGGCUCUGGUUCAGGGCAGUCAUCUGGGUUAGGGCAAUACGGCUCCACAACAGGACAAAGUUCUAGCUCCAAAGGACAGGGUUCUGGACAAGGUGUGUCCUCUGGGUCAGGACGAUACGGUUCUUCCUCAGGACAGUCUUCAGGCUGUGGGUCAGGUCAGUCCACUGGCUAUGGAGAACAAGGGUCAGGAAAAAGUCAUUCAUCUUGCCACAGACGAGGCAGGUCCACCUCAAGGGAGUCUUAUGGAUCCCAAGAGCAUGGAUCCGGCUCAAGAGAAUCUUCUGGCUUUAGUCAGCGUGGAUCUGGGCAUGGUCAAUCUUCUAGGGGUAGACAAAGUGGUUCUUUCUCUGGACAGUCAGCAGGCAGUCAACAGCAUCAAUCUGGCUCUAGGCAUGGAUCUCGUUCAGGUCAGUCUCCCACCUCUGGUCAGCAAGGCUCUCAUUAUGGUCAGUCUUCCAGUUAUGGCACACACAACUCAGGGUCAAGCCAGUCAUCCAGCCAGAGGACACAUGGUUCUGGUUCAGGGCAGUCAUCUGGGUUAGGGCAAUACGGCUCCACAACAGGACAAACUUCUAGUUCCAAAGGACAGGGUUCUGGAAAAGGUGUGUCCUCAGGGUCUGGACAAUAUGGUGCUUCAUCAGGACAGUCUUCAGGCUGUGGGUCAGGUCAGUACACUGGCUAUGGAGAACAAGGGUCAGGAAAAAGUCAGUCAUCUAGCCACAGACGAGGCAGGUCCACCUCAAGGGAGUCUUAUGGAUCCCAAGAGCAUGGAUCCGGCUCAAGAGAAUCUUCUGGCUUUAGUCAGCGUGGAUCUGGGCAUGGUCAAUCUUCUCGGGGUAGACAAAGUGGUUCUUUCUCUGGACAGUCAGCAGGCAGUCAACAACAUCAAUCUGGCUUUAGGCAUAAAUCUGGCUCAGGACAUUCUUCCACCUCUGGUCAGCAAGGCUCUCAUUAUGGUCAGUCUUCCAGUUAUGGCACACACAACUCAGGGUCAAGCCACUCAUCCAGCCAGAGGACACAUGGUUCUGGUUCAGAGCAGUCAUCUGGGUUAGGGCAAUACGGCUCCACCACACGACAAACUUCUAGCUCCAAAGGACAGGGUUCUGGAAAAGGUGUGUCCUCUGGGUCAGGACGAUAUGGUUCUUCCACAGGACAGUCUUCAGGCUGUGAGUCAGGUCAGUCCACUGGCUAUGGAGAAAAGGGGUCAGGAAAAAGUCAGUCAUCUAGCCACAGACGAGGCAGGUCCACCUCAAGGGAGUCUUAUGGAUCCCAAGAGCAUGGAUCCGGCUCAAGAGAAUCUUCUGGCUUUAGUCAGCGUGGAUCUGGGCAUGGUCAAUCUUCUCGGGGUAGACAAAGUGGUUCUUUCUCUGGACAGUCAGCAGGCAGUCAACAGCAUCAUACCGGCUCUAGGCAUGGAUCUCGCUCAGGUCAGUCUCCCAACUCUGGUCAGCAAGGCUCUCAUUAUAGUCAGUCUUCCAGUUAUGGCACACACAACUCAGGGUCAAGCCAGUCAUCCAGCCAGAGGACACAUGGUUCUGGUUCAGGGCAGUCGUCUGGGUUAGGGCAAUACGGCUCCACCACAGGACAAACUUCUAGCUCCAAAGGACCGGGUUCUGGACAAGGUGUGUCCUCUGGGUCAGGACGAUAUGGUUCUUCCACAGGACAUUCUUCAGGCUGUGAGUCAGGUCAGUCCACUGGCUAUGGAGAAAAGGGGUCAGGAAAAAGUCAGUCAUCUAGCCACAGACGAGGCAGGUCCACCUCAAGGGAGUCUUAUGGAUCCCAACAGCAUGGAUCCGGCUCAAGAGAAUCUUCUGGCUUUAGUCAGCGUGGAUCUGGGCAUGGUCAAUCUUCUCGGGGUAGACAAAGUGGUUCUUUCUCUGGACAGUCAGCAGGCAGUCAACAGCAUCAAUCUGGCUCUACGCAUGGAUCUCGCUCAGGUCAGUCUCCCACUUCUGGUCAGCAAGACUCUCAUUAUGGUCAGUCUUCCAGUUAUGGCACACACAACUCAGGGUCAAGCCAUUCGUCCAGCCAGAGGACACAUGGUUCUGGUUCAGGGCAGUCAUCUGGGUUAGAGCAAUAUGGCUCCACAACAGGACAAACUUCUAGUUCCAAAGGACAGGGUUCUGGACAAGGUGUGUCCUCAGGGUCUGGACAAUAUGGUGCUUCAUCAGGACAGUCUUCAGGCUGUGGGUCAGGUCAGUCCACUGGCUAUGGAGAACAAGGGUCAGGAAAAAGUCAGUCAUCUAGCCACAGACGAGGCAGGUCCACCUCAAGGGAGUCUUAUGGAUCCCAACAGCAUGGAUCCGGCUCAAGAGAAUCUUCUGGCUUUAGUCAGCGUGGAUCUGGGCAUGGUCAAUCUUCUCGGGGUAAACAAAGUGGUUCUUUCUCUGGACAGUCAGCAGGCAGUCAACACCAUCAAUCUGGCUCUAGGAAUGGAUCUCGCUCAGGCCAUUCUUCCACCUCUGGUCAGCAAGGCUCUCAUUAUGGUCAGUCUUCCAGUUAUGGCACACACAGCUCAGGGUCAAGCCAGUCAUCCAGCCAGACUACACAUUGUUCUGGUUCAGGGCAGUCAUCUGGUUUAGGUGAAUACGGCUCCUCAUCAGGACAAACUUCUAACUCCCAGAGACAGGGUUCUGGACAAGGUGUGUCCUCUGGGUCAGAACGAUAUGGUUCUUCCUCAGGACAGUCUUCAGGCUGUGGGUCAGGUCAGUCCACUGGCUAUGGAGAACAAGGGUCAGGAAAAAGUCAGUCAUCUAGCCACAGGCGAGGCAGGUCUACCUCCAGGGAGUCUUCUACCUCUCAACAAUAUGGAUCUGGCUCAGGAGAAUCUUCUGGAUUUAGUCAACGUGGAUCAGCUCGGGGUCAGUCUUCUCAUAGUGGACAACAUGGUUCUUUCUCUGGACAGUCAGCAGGCAGUCAACACCAUGGAGCUUGUUGCGGUCAGUCUUCUGGAUACGGUCAAAAUGAAUAUGGCUCAGGUCAGUCUCCCACGUCUGGGCAGCAAGGCUCUCAUUACAGUCAGUCUUCCAGUUAUGGCACACACAACUCAGGAUCAAGCCAGUCAUCCAGCCAGACUACACAUGGCUCUGGUUUAAGGCAGUCAUCUGGGUUAGGGCAAUACGGCUCCGCAACAGGACAAAGUUCUAGCUCCAAAGGACAGGGUUCUGGACAAGGAGUGUCCUCGGGGUCUGGACGAUAUGGUGCUUCCUCAGGACAGUCUUCAGGCUGUGGGUCAUGUCAGUCCACUGGCUAUGGAGAACAAGGGUCAGGAAAAAGUCAGUCAUCUGGCCACACUCGAGGCAGGUCCUACUCAAGGGGUUCUUCUGGUUCUCAACGGGAUAUAUCUGGCUCAAAUGAGGCUCCUACCUUUAGUCAACAUCGAUCUUGGCAAAGGCAGUCUUCUCACAGUUGGCAAAGUGGUCCUUACUCUGGACAGUCAUCUGGCCAUGUUCAGCAUGGUCCUGAAUGUCCUCAAUCUGAAGGGUCAAUUCACUCAUCCACCUGUGGUCAGCCUGGUUCUGCAUCAUGGCAGUCUUCUGGUUUUGACCAACAAUAUCCUGCAUCACACCAUUCUUCUCCCUGUAGUAGUCAUGGUACUGUCUCUCAAGAAUGUUCUGGCUUUGGUAAACAGGUAUCUAGAUCAGGUCAGUGUACUUAUGGGCAACAUGAAUCUAAUAUAAACCAAUCAUCUGACUAUAGACAAUAUAAUCCCACAUCAGGGCAGUCAUACUGUGGUGGUCACUGUGGAUCUAAUUCAAACCAAUCUUCUAGCUAUUGUGGACAGGGAGUUGGUUCAAGUCAGUCUUCUAACUAUGGCCAAUAUGGAUGUUCCUCAAAUCAUUAUUCUAGCCAGAGUCAACAUGGAAGUGGAUGUACUCAGGGUUUUGGUGCUGAUCAAUGUGGGUCUGGUUCCUAUCCCUCUUCUAUCUCUAGACAAAAUUGUCCAGGAUCUGGUCUGUGCCAUACUUCACAACAAUAUGGGUCUGCUUCAAGUCACUCAUUUAGCCCUGGAUCAUGUUGUUCUGGAUAUGGUCAAUAUUCUAACUGUGGGAAAACUCAGUCAAAUGGGAGAUCUGGAACCCAAUGGGAAUCUGGUUGUAGCCCAUCAAUGUGUAAUGAAAAUCAAUCAAUAAGAGUGCAUAGACAAGUAGAAACCUUCUCAGGUUGUGACUUUGGACAAUUUACACCUUCAUAUGGACAGAUUAGAUCUGAUACAACUGGUAAAUUGUCACUUUGUAAUGUGGCCAAUAGACAAGGUAACUAUGACUAUCAGAGAGUCAAGGAAAGUAACUUUGGAAUGAAAAAUAUAGUCUCAGGUUCUCAUAGUUUCAAUAGUAGCACUCCACUCUAUGAGUAUGUCCAAGAACAGAAACGCUAAUUGUCAUAGUAAAUAAAGAACCGUGGUAAAAUUAACUUAAAUGUUAAUUUAAGAAAUAAAAAAUUGUUAGAAAUAAGCUGAUCAUGAAAUUCCUUUCUAAAUCUGGACCUACCUGUACUCAUCCAUUUAAAAUAAAAAUUAGCAUAUAUACCUAGUUAUUGAGUUCCUUCCAAAUAAUAUACGAUAGUUGGGGUACUUAGUUAGGAUCUAUUGCAGUGGAUAAAUGUUUGGUUUAAGGGAAUUAGUUUGGAAGAAUAAUUUGGGGUUUAAUUAAGGUAUCUAUCUGAAAGAUUAUUAUUUAGUUAGGGAUGAUGCUAAAGCUAAGCUUAUAGUUUUAAAGGUCAAUAUAUUACAAAUCUAUUAUCACUCCAGUUGCCAAAGCUUUACCUUACAUAAAAUACAGUCUAAUUUUCAAUGUAUAUUAUGUUACAUGGCAAGAGCAGGACAUAUAUGUAGGUGUGUUUCUAUUCUUACCCGAAUCACCAAGAUACUUUGACAAACUGUAAAUCAGUAAGUGACCAAGUGGCACUAAAAUUUUGCUCCAGAUCCUGAUUCUUAACCACUGGAAAAGAGGUGCAGGACCAAUGGAUCCAAGUGUGGGAUUUACCUUUAUUUGAACAAGAGAUAUCUUGGCUUCCAUUUGUAAGAAAUUGUUUCAGAUUAGAAAAUUUUAGGCAUACUACAUACAGCUUUGAAGUGUAAGUGGUCUACUGGUCUCACCAUGUAGAGAUAUCAGCAAUGACAAAAUGGAAAAACAGUUUGCCAUUAUUAUUUAGGUCUUUUCUUGCCUAUAAUGUAUUUCCUUCAAGUCUUUGGAUUCAAAUAACUGGAUAACAUUAAUAUUAACAAUAAAUUGCUGGUGAUUAAAUACUGA